This is a messenger RNA of Elaeis guineensis (African oil palm), 1387 nucleotides long. RefSeq names its product ATP-dependent Clp protease proteolytic subunit-related protein 4, chloroplastic. Gene Ontology annotation, biological process: protein quality control for misfolded or incompletely synthesized proteins. Gene Ontology annotation, cellular component: endopeptidase Clp complex. The record is from RefSeq and is a predicted model, not a curated record. NCBI's taxonomy places the organism in Eukaryota, Viridiplantae, Streptophyta, Magnoliopsida, Arecales, Arecaceae. Gene Ontology annotation, molecular function: ATPase binding; serine-type endopeptidase activity; ATP-dependent peptidase activity.
UUUGGGGCCUAUCGGCUCCCUUCCAGCCCGAAUUCCUCUCUCACGCUAAUAAAACCCUUCUCCGCCACCGCGCCCGGCGGUCACUCCCACUCGGCCAGCCAUGGGGGUGGGUUUCUGCCCCUCGCGCUUCUCUCUGGACGCGCAGAUACUCUCCUCUCCUCCCACCCACUCUCGGGGCACCAGGGUCCGAUUCAAGGCCGCCUUCACCCCUGCUUCCGGAGUCUCUCCGAGGGUAUCCUCUUUUAGCAGCGCCUUUGUCGCUUCUUUCGUCGGAGGAAGCGUCUCUGGUGACUUCUCCGGUAAGAAGUUGAGGAUCCCCUCGCUAAGCCCGUCUUCAUCCGGCAGCCGAGGCAAGAGGGGCGUCGUUACCAUGGUCAUCCCUUUCUUGAGAGGAAGUGCAUGGGAGCAACCACCUCCAGAUCUAGCUUCUUAUUUGUACAAAAAUAGAAUCGUAUACUUGGGUAUGUCUCUUGUUCCAUCAGUGACAGAGUUGAUGCUAGCAGAAUUCCUUUAUCUUCAAUAUGAGGAUGCAGAAAAGCCAAUUUACCUAUAUAUAAAUUCCACCGGCACAACGAAGGGUGGAGAGAAAUUGGGUUAUGAAACAGAGGCUUUUGCAAUUUAUGAUGUUAUGAGGUACGUUAAACCACCUAUUUUCACACUUUGUGUUGGAAAUGCUUGGGGAGAAGCAGCAUUGCUUUUGGCUGCUGGUGCUAAAGGAAACCGUGCUGCUUUACCAUCAUCAACAAUAAUGAUAAAACAGCCAAUUGCUAGGUUUCAAGGCCAAGCAACAGAUGUUGAUCUUGCAAGAAAAGAAAUAAAAAAUGUGAAGGCAGAACUGGUUGCUCUUUACUCUAAACAUAUAGGAAAACCUCCUGAACAAAUUGAGGAAGAUAUCAGACGUCCUAAAUAUUUCAGUCCUAGCGAAGCAGUUGAAUAUGGUAUCAUUGAUAAGGUGCUGUACAAUGAAAGAGGCCAGGAAGACCGUAGUGUCGUAUCUGACCUUAAAAGAGCUCAACUUAUAUGAAUCUAAGCAGAAACCACAUGUUAAAAAAUGUCCGAGGCAAAUUAUCAUGUCAUUAUUAACAAGAGGCCGCAUCUUACUGGUCAGCUGUCUGAAAGCGAAAGCGCUUAGGUGUAUGAUUGUGUUGCUAAGUUAUAAGCUUUCAGAAUUUAUACAAUUUCUUUGUAGUACCUGAAUACCAGUUGAAGAAACUAACAAUGUUCAGUUCUAUAAAUUCAUGUACUACUGUGAAUGUUAUUAUUUUGGCAUUCUUGCUUUGAUAAAUUCAGUCAUGUAAAAUUUUGAUGAUGGUAACUACUCGCAGUGGACGUAGUGAUUGGCAGCAACGGGAUCACUGAAAUGUAUCUAAAACUUUUCUAGUCGUCA